Molecule: messenger RNA, 1433 nt
Organism: Prorocentrum cordatum
Lineage: Eukaryota; Dinophyceae; Prorocentrales; Prorocentraceae
Source: the annotation of a GenBank genome assembly
GGUUUCUUGUUGAAGGUUUCCUGUGGGCUGGCCUCCGCCGCACAACAGGAUUGCACUCGAACACGCCCUGGCGUGCCGCUGGCACGGAGGCGGAUAUGCUGUGUGGGAUGACCACGAGUUCGUUAACAAUUACGACGCAGGGGUCGAGACGGCGUUAUAUCGCAUAGGCAGAUCAGCAUUCGAUAGAAAGUUGUUGCCCUCCCUCGCAAACCCGAAGGGCCAGUCAGGCAGCUACUUCAACGUGAGCUUUCCCAGAGCAGAUCUGUUCUUCUUAGAUACCCGGUCAUACCGAGACCCGCUGCCCUCGCGCGCGCACGGGAAAGACACGGGUGCCUGCGGCGUCUCCAUGCUUGGGAUGGAGCAGAAAAGGACAUUCCGCAGGUGGCUUGCGGACGUGUCACCACGAAAGUGGGCCGUCGUAGUUUCAAGUGGCAUGCUCAAUGACUAUCCCGGGGACGAGGAAUUCGACAUGUCUGGGGACUGUGCGAACGUUGAUUGCAGCAGCGAUGUGUGGUACAGGUACAAAGAUGAGCGUGACGAGAUCGUUGACAUGGUUGCUGGUGCGACACCGAAUGCACUUUUCCUGAGUGGCGACUCGCACUACGCAGGAAUGUUCAAGCUUCCCAGCAACACAAGCAACAGUGUUCUGGAGGUGUCUGCUUCGCCGCUCGGAGCCUUCAGUUUCUUACCACCUGACUCGGCAGUGGAGGCGAUGAACAACGGAGGGGAUGUAGUGUGGAUAGGAAGCGCUGUUGACAUGACUCGGGUAUUCGGAGAAGUUGAGAUUUCCCACGACAUGGCUCUCACAGCCCGUAUUUUCUCUGUGGACGCAGGUGGUGAGGCCAGGCAGCUUUUUUCCCAUACGCAGCAGUUUACAGAUGCGCCUAGUAAAGUAGCCCAGGGGUAGAGCCCCCAGGGGUAUCCCAGGGGUAGGAGCCCCGACCAGCGCCACGGCGUAUGUGAUCAGCACCCCGGCGGUCGGAACCCCGACGGGCACGAACACUCUCCUGUGCAGCGCAGACUUCGGUGCCUGGCUGCCAGCUGAAAGAACCAGGUUGUCUUAUCAGUACGUCUUGGCAGAGAGUUCGUCGCCCAGAGGGCCACGGCGACGGAGAGACACAACGUAGCAGACGAGCAGUCAAAGAGACGCGGGGGCAUACAAGAUGUGCCCCACUUGCAUCCGAGCGCACGGUUUUCAUUCCCAACCUUCCUGCGUUAGGUUCUCGCUUUGAAUGCAGUACUGGGGCCGCCACCUUCCUCCUUCCCGACUCCCCUCUUCCCUCUUCAUCUUCCUUCCUGCCUCUUGCCUGGGUCGCACCUGCCUGCCAGCCUGCCUGCCUUGGCGUCCUACGUGACCUCGCAAUGCCGUGGGGGGUGCCAUCUGCGAAGCUGUCGCCACAUUCGAGGGCCGCCGGGGGUCCAGCGCAAUGACG